This is a messenger RNA of Carassius auratus (goldfish), 1191 nucleotides long. Its product is annotated as deleted in malignant brain tumors 1 protein-like. Gene Ontology annotation, cellular component: membrane. The record is from RefSeq and is a predicted model, not a curated record. The transcript is spliced from 7 exons. Lineage: Eukaryota; Metazoa; Chordata; Actinopteri; Cypriniformes; Cyprinidae. The coding region runs from base 1 to 1191 and encodes 396 amino acids.
AUGCCGGAGUCAUCUGCUCAGAAGCCAGACUGGUUGGAGGUUCUCGCUGCUCUGGGAGGUGUCAGGUUGGUUGGAGGAUCUCGCUGCUCUGGGAGGUUGGAGAUACUUCAUGAUCAGACGUGGAUGUCAGUGUGUGACGAUGUCUUUGACCAGCAGGAUGCAGAGGUUGUGUGUAGAGAGCUGGACUGUGGAGCUCCUGUACAGGUGCUGGGACCAGCUGCUUUUGACAAAGGAGAUGCUCAGAUGUGGACACAAGAGAUUCAGUGCAGAGGAAAUGAAUCUCAGAUUAACUUGUGUCCAGUGUUAUCACAGAAUCAGGACUGUUCUCGUGAUGAUCACCAGGGUCUUCUGUGUGCUGAUGCAAUGAAUGUGAGGUUGGUUGGUGGUCACAGUCGCUGUGCUGGUAGAGUGGAGGUUCUUCACAGAGGUCAGUGGGGAACAGUGUGUGAUGAUAGCUGGGAUAUGCCUGCUGCUGCAGUGGUGUGUAGAGAGCUGGACUGUGGAGAACCUGUAGAUGCUUUGAUCAAUUCUCAUUUUGGGCAAGGAUCAGGACCAAUCUGGAUAAGUGUUGUAUUAUGUAAAGGAACAGAGUCUACACUGAAGAACUGUGGAUCAGCAGGAUGGAAUAAACCUGUCUGCACUCAUAAUAAUGAUGCUGGUGUCAUCUGCUCAGGUAACACACACUCCAGACUUGCUGCUGGACCUCAUCUGUGUGCUGGGAGGUUAGAGAUACUUCAUGAUCAGACGUGGAUGUCAGUGUGUGACGCUGUCUUUGACCAGCAGGAUGCAGAGGUUGUGUGUAGAGAGCUGGACUGUGGAGCUCCUGUACAGGUGCUGGGAGCAGCUGCUUUUGACAAAGGAGACGCUCAGAUGUGGACACAAGAGAUUCAGUGUAGAGGAAAUGAGUCUCAUAUUUCAUUCUGUUCAGUGUCAACAUACAAUCACAACUGCACCAGUGACAAUAACGUGGACAUGAUAUGUUCUGGUUAUACAAAAGUCAAACUGAUGAACGGUUCAGACUCUUGUUCUGGAAGAGUGGAGCUUCAGUUCCUCAAUGAGUGGGGCACAGUGUGUGAUGCAUGCUGGGAUAUGAGAGCUGCCAGUGUCCUCUGUAGACAGCUGAAUUGUGGGAUUGCUGUGUCUGUUGUGGGAUCAGACUGGUUUGGAGAAUUCCUCUCUGGCUCUUCAUGA